Molecule: messenger RNA, 380 nt
Organism: Closterium sp. NIES-65
Lineage: Eukaryota; Viridiplantae; Streptophyta; Zygnematophyceae; Desmidiales; Closteriaceae
Source: the annotation of a GenBank genome assembly
AGCCGCUGCGCGCGCUCUCCGCCCACAUCCGCGUAAAAACGGACCAGGCGGGUAUCGCGAUAGUUUCCCUCAGCUUUCCGCUCUAUCGCCGCGUUCCUUCCGUCCCUAGUCCCUCCCCGCGCUGCGCGCGCUCUCCGUCCACAGCGCGUGACGCGGACCCUACUUGUCUCCCGGGUCUCUCGGGUACCCCCACUCAGGUGUUUCUCAGGCGCCCAUCUCAGGUGUCUCUCAGGCGCCCCCUCUCAGGUAUUUUCUCAGGGGGUCCCUCUCAGGCUUCUCUCAGCUGUCCCUUUCAGCUGCCCCUCUCAGGUGUCUCUCAGGUUCCCCUCUCAGGUGCCCAUCCCAGGUGUCUCUCCAAUGUCUCUCAGGUGCUUGCUUAG